Messenger RNA from Durusdinium trenchii, 4026 nucleotides. The record is from the annotation of a GenBank genome assembly. NCBI's taxonomy places the organism in Eukaryota, Dinophyceae, Suessiales, Symbiodiniaceae.
AUGCCCCUGGCAGCUUUGUGGCAAUCCCACGCAGCCAAUGAAGCUGCUGCAGAACAUGACCUCCAACGGUUGAGGAAGCAGCAGCAAACCGCUAGGGCAAGGACGGCCUCUUUGCUUUCACGACAAAAGCGAAAGCUUGAGAAGGCGCAUGAAGCUACCAAGGAGGAGUACUUGAGCCCCAUUACCAGUGCCACUAUCCAGGAUUCAUCUGAGGACGUCGUCUCUUUUCAGCAAACAUACUUUGCCUCUGCAAGGGAGUGGAAUCCGUUGGACAAGGAUAGGAAAGUGAAAGCAACGGCAGAUGGCAGGAGUAGGGCUGUGUGGCUCUAUUUUCAAGCCUUUGCUGCAGCGGUGAAAUCUUUAUUUCUUGGCGACCGCCCAAUGAGCAGUGAGCCUGGAACCAUCUCACAUGUGAUAUCGAUCAACAUUAACGAUGACACUGACAUCAAACUGGCUACCGGUCGCCGUCGUUCGACAGAAGUUCGCUCUGUGAUGAACAACAUUCAGCACCAUAUUGUUGCUCAUGCUCACGGUCCAAGUUCUGGUCAUGGCCCAGGUGAAAGUGGAGGUCUUGACGCUGAGGGCAAGUCUGCCCAAGAGACUGGCCGUGCUGUGACGUGGUUUUGCUUUCACCAACCUCUUGUAACUUUGGGCUGCGCAGACACAAAGGGUGUUUUCUCUGAGUUCUUGUCCUGGACAUUGUGGCUUGCUGGCCAAUGUGGUUGGCGAAUGCUCCGAUUGGGGGUGCCAGCAAAUUUGUUUCAGCAUGUGCGCUUUCAUGUGCUCAUCUAUUGUGGUGACGCCCUGAGAACCAAUGACGCUGUUUUCAACCAACUUGGGAAGAUCAUCACUGCGCAGCCAGUCCAUGCUCCUCCUGGACAGCAAGGCAAAUCAACAUCCCUUCAAAUUCAUUGCCAAAUACACCAGCUUUGCCUGGUGCGAAAGACAUUGGCUUUAGGUUUUGAUGGCUACUGGUCGAAUUUGGUGCGACUGGGGCACUUGCUGGAGGGACACGGGUUCCGAAGUAAGUUCUAUUCUGCGAUGACAAAGGUGAUCCGGGACAGCUUUCAAUACUUUCCGGUUACGGAGCUGCCAUCUGACUUUGAAUCGUGGCAUCGGCUGAAAAUCAAACAGCUGAAGCUUUUCUCAGAUGGCGGGAACAAGGGCAAAAGCCAGUCUGCAUCAAGACGCUUGAGAACGCUCCACCAGCUCUUGCUCAAAGACAAUGGUGAGACGGACAAGGUCAUGCAAGUUGUCGACAAAUGGGCUCAGGCUGCUCAAUCAACCAACUCCAACUUAGCGGAGACUCUGGGGAACGCAGUGGAUGAGUUGCUGGACCAAGAGUCUUCUUUCGCAGAUCAGAACAGGAAACGACUGAAGCUGGUCAGUGCGGCAUUUGAGAAGCAGAACUUUGAAACGAUUGUCAACGUUGUUGAUGUGCUUUUGGAUCCCAUUGAUGUUGGUAUCAACCGCCUUCUUGAGCGCAGCUCUCUAUUGAAAACCCUUCGCUACAAUGAUGUCAGUGGACAGAACCGGAGUCUGGAAGAGGUCAGGGGCCGUUCGCAAACUAUGUUUUUGAAUUGGGCAUCUGGUCGCUUUGGGCGCUCAGUUGUGAAGGGGCUGGUUGCUCGGCUGAAGUCUUCUGAUUUGGGAAGCCUGUGCCAGAACCAAAGCAUGGGCAGUGAGUCUCUUUCACAAACAUGCUUUCAGCUGGUCAUGUUUGCCACCUCAGACGUGUGGCGGCGAUGUGUCUAUGCGGUGCAAGCUUUUCCAUACUGCUUGUUUGACUUGGUAGAGUGCACAGCUGAAGAGUUCAUGACAAAGUGGGCUGGUUUUCAGGCGGCUCUGCAUCAGGGCCAAUCCUGCAUCGAUGCCACUUUCAGUGCACGCCUGUUGCGCGCUUACAACUUCGCUGAUAUGACUGAGGAUGCAAAGCUGGCACGCGCUCAGGAAAUCCAACGUGUGCUUCGAGACAUUGCAGUGUAUUGUCCUUUAGCCACCGAUGCUGUGGAAAACCUGCACGGCGCUCAUCAGUGGGCUUUGCACGUUGCUCGUGGCAUGUCGAAAUCAUCCAGUGUGGCCGCACAGUCUAGUGUCCUAGCUUCACUGCAGAAUGAACAUGCCCACUUGAAGUCCGUUGUGGAUGCAAAGACUUACCCGAGGAAGUAUCAAAUUGCGAAUAGUGCCAAGCAGAUGGGCCGCAGCAAGGGCAAAGUGAAGCAGAAAUGUCCAAAGGUCAGGGUAGUCAAAGCUGCUCGCCAAAAGAGGCGAUCCGUGUGUGGCUGGAAUCUUUUUCAGCGGGAGAGAAUGCAACAUCACGGAUGCUUGUCCCCUGCAGAGUAUCGGAGUGCUCUCAAGGACAUUGGUCAGGCAUGGAAGUGUCUCCCACCGGGGAAAAAACAACAGUACCACAUGCAAGCAACCCAUGAGCAAGCCUGCCGUGAUGAGAUUGUCACACGGCCUCUGAGAUGCAAAGGGCAUGUGGAUCCGACCGACAACACAGAACACCUGGAGAAAGUAGCAGGACGACAUUUUCUUUCGAAAGUCUCUGCGAAGCGGAUGUUGGAGAACCGAGUGCAGCACCAUGCCCAUGACCUUUGGAAGGUGCAUGGGUUGGGUCUUCAAGAUGCUUAUGGUGGUAUCAGUACACCUCAAGCCACCAUUGAUGCAGCGCUUGAGCAGUCCUUGCACGCUCCUUGCAACAAUGACCUGGACGAAAACGGCCCACGAGCCGACAAUGAUGUUGAGGAAAGUGCGGAGGCGCCGGCAUACUCAACUUCUUUGAACUUCUCAGAGCAGGGUCAGAACGCCCACCUACAUGAGCUUGCCGACCGGUGUGCCAGGCAAUUUGGGCGAAUGACCGCGGAGAAGCAGCUUUCAGCAGGGUCUCUGGUAAAAAUAGAACCGGUGCUUGCCACCCAAAUUGGUGGUGCCAGCGCUGGCUUUUUUCUGGGUGUGCAUUGCAAGAAGCCUUUGUUGCAGGUGCUUGUUCGGGCAGCUCCAGUCCCACAACGCAAAAAUGCAUAUCAUGUGGUGACUGAUGAUGACGAUAUGCCAUGCUUUGCGACUUCGUUCGAAGCCUUCCAUAGCACAGCUUCUUCCAGCCUCGAUGCAGUGCCAUUGCCAUUUGUAGAAUUUCGCGUGCAAGUUCUUUCUCACACCUUUCAUCGCCAUCUUUGGAGCGUGCAGGAGCUUCAAGUGCUGAGCGCCCAUGUUUCUGAAGAGUUUGCUAUCAGCCUCCUUCCCUCUACUGGUGGAGCUGCCAAAAAGCAAAAGACAGAUCGAGACCGGUUGCCGUUCGGAUUGAAAUUUCAGUCAAAGCCAAGAAAACCCAGGGCUCCGAAAAAGCCAACAACAGCUGGCAAAUGCCGGAGAGGACGUGGUGGAAGAGGGCGGGGUCGGGGGAGGCCGCCGCUUCAGCCUUCAGACGCAGACUCUACCGACUCUACCUCUAGCAGUGACAUGUGCACCAGUUCUGACUCAGACUCUGAUGCUGACAAGGGCUCUGAUUCUGGCACGUCGCCAGGUCCAGUGGCGGGUGAGACCACAGCAAAUUUGCAGGAGUCCAAUGAGGACCUGAUUUUGCCCACAGCAAUUGCGCAUUCUGAGAAUGCCAAAGUUGCUGAAGCCGUGCAAGAGUACAAGCGUGAAGCUGUGGCUCAAGAGGCUCAGCCAGUGCGACAUCCUCAGCCCUCUGGGGGCUCCUUUUUUGUCAAAGAAGAAGGUUUUGAAGAGGGAUCCAUAGCCGUUUCGUCCAGAAGCCAGUGCUAUCAGUGCAAUGAGCGCAUUGAGAAGGGGUCAAUUCGCUUUAGCUAUUUCUGGAACGUGAGAAGGCCAUCCAGGUGGUUGCACAGUGGGUGUGUGGUAAGUUUUGUCAGGGCCAACCAGUCUGCUCGCAAGGCCCAAGCGCUCAGAGCCUUGAACCACAUUGCCGCAAACGCGGCAGAAGGUCAGAGCGCAAGCGCAAGCAGUGAUUCAGAUGUGAUCAGGGCUGCUGCAGCCGAAUUGGUGUCCCAGCUUUCGUGA